AUGCCAAUGGCUGACCCAGACGUUUCAACACAGAGUGGGGGCUAUGAUGUGGAGCUGUUUGUGGACCCUCCAGACUACGAUUUGAUCUGCACCAUUUGUCAGGGGGUCUUCAGAUGUCCAGUGAGAAGUGCGUGCCACCACAUCUUCUGCAAGAAAUGCAUCUUACAGUGGCUAAAAAGACAGGAGACCUGCCCCUGCUGCAGGAAACCAGUAAAUUCAAGCUUGAUCUUUGUCAUGUUCAAGCUGAGCAAAUCGAUUGGACGCAUGAAAAUAAAGUGUAAAAACCAGAUUCGUGGAUGUACAGAAACCUUCACCCUCUCAGAGCAGUACUGUCACAGCAUGGGCUGUCUGUAUGAGCUUAUCCCCUGCCCGUACCAGGGCUGCAGAGCGCAGCUUCUCCGCAGGGACCUGGAAACCCACGCACGCCACUGCGAGCAUUGGCGGCAGCCCUGCCACAUGGGUUGUGGGACAAUACUCACUCACAGCACCCAGGCUCAGCACAACUGCUACAAACAGCUGAGGCAGGAGUAUGAGACCAGGCAGAGGAACCACAGAGCUAUUGCUACGACCCUACAGAGGAAGAUGAGGAGAAUGCAAAGCACCAUGGCCCACAUGAGGAGGCAAAUAGGAUUAAUAUAUGAAAGCCUGGAGGUAAUGGAUGAUUUGCAUGAGGUGGAGGAGGAGGUGGACCUUGGAGAGAGCAGCAGCAGCAGCUCCAGUGGGACUUCAAGCAGCAACAGCAACUGUUAAGGGAGCACAUUGCUCUUGUGUUCUCCUGCUUGUGUUUGUUUCCUGCAGGUGAUGUGCUUAAAAUGAAUGAUUAUUUGACAAUUUUGUACUGUAGUUUUAAUUAUUUUUAAAUAAAUUAUUCAACAUUGAA
Girardinichthys multiradiatus is the source of this 880-nucleotide messenger RNA. Its product is annotated as RING finger protein 151-like. The transcript has 4 exons. Lineage: Eukaryota; Metazoa; Chordata; Actinopteri; Cyprinodontiformes; Goodeidae. Gene Ontology annotation, cellular component: plasma membrane signaling receptor complex. Gene Ontology annotation, molecular function: zinc ion binding. The record is from RefSeq and is a predicted model, not a curated record. The coding region runs from base 1 to 750 and encodes 249 amino acids. Gene Ontology annotation, biological process: regulation of canonical NF-kappaB signal transduction; positive regulation of JNK cascade.